AUGUCAUUCUAAAUGCCUUACUCCUUAAAAGAAAUAAUACUACAAUUUGAAGAGAUAAUCAAAUAUUAUCAAUUCUAGAUAAAUUGCAUAAACUUCUUGAGAAUUCCAUAUCACCCUAUAUAUAGACGAUUGUUAUUGAAUCAAUUUUAAAUGCAUCCACCUAUAAACACCAAAAGAUUUCGUCUAGCAUAAUUUAAUUGCUAUUGAAAGAUUGUUAAAUUAUUUUGGUAUUGUUAAAAUACAUUUCAUCUUUUCAAUAAGUAUUUAGGAAGAUUUUAUAAAUUUGAAUGUAGGAUAUUCCAAUCUAUGCUAAAUUUUGGUGUUACUUAAUAAGCCAUUAUUUAAUACAGAUAUUUUUAGAGAUCUAAGAAAAAAUCUUAUUUCUAAUCUAUUUAAAUAUAUGAAAACUUUAAAUACUCUUGACUAAAUAUAAAAUAUAUUUAUUUAUUUCUUAAUUUCACCUGAUGGUAAUUGGGAGAUUCAGUAUUAGAUAAAUAACACUUUUCAGAUAUAUAUAGAUAUCAUAAUAAAUUUUGAUAAGAAUUUUGAAAUUUAUUCAGAUUCAUAAUUAAUGAGAAUUUCGAAUUUUCUUGCAUAACUGCCUAAAUAUUUUAAUAAAAAAGAAUUGCAAAGUUAUAAAAGUUUAAAAGUUAAAUUAAAAAAAAAGCUAUUUAUAUACAAUAAUAAAUAUCAUAAGAUAUAUUUAAGGGUGAUCAAAUUAAAUUUGGUUUAAUGUUGA
This is a messenger RNA of Paramecium sonneborni, 739 nucleotides long. The record is from the annotation of a GenBank genome assembly. Lineage: Eukaryota; Ciliophora; Oligohymenophorea; Peniculida; Parameciidae.